This is a messenger RNA of Letharia columbiana, 2247 nucleotides long. RefSeq lists its product as uncharacterized. Gene Ontology annotation, cellular component: nucleus; cytosol. Gene Ontology annotation, molecular function: ATP-dependent protein folding chaperone; ATP binding. The transcript is spliced from 5 exons. The record is from RefSeq and is a predicted model, not a curated record. Gene Ontology annotation, biological process: protein folding. Lineage: Eukaryota; Fungi; Ascomycota; Lecanoromycetes; Lecanorales; Parmeliaceae. Bases 1 to 2247 code for a protein of 748 amino acids.
AUGUCGGUCGUGGGUGUUGAUUUCGGUACGCUCAACACGGUCAUUGCCAUUGCACGGAACCGCGGUGUCGAUGUUAUUACCAAUGAGGUCUCCAAUCGGGCUACACCAUCACUCGUUGGCUUCGGACCUAAGAGUAGAUAUCUCGGCGAACCCGCAAAGACUCAAGAAAUCUCCAACCUAAAGAACACUGUCAGCUCCCUCAAGCGCCUAGCCGGCCGCCAACUCCAAGAUCCCGAUGUCCAACUUGAACGCGAAUUUGUCUCAUCCCAACUAGUCCAGAUUGGAAAUGAGGUCGGUGCAGAGGUCACAUAUAUGGGCGAGAAGCAGCAGUUCACGGCGACCCAACUUGUGUCGAUGUUCCUUAGCAAGGUCAAGGCUACGGCAUCCGCGGAGCUGAAGCUGCCGGUCUCCGAUAUCGUCAUCAGCGUUCCAGCAUGGUUUACCGAUGUACAGCGGAGAGCUAUAAUGGACGCAUCAGAGAUCGCUGGGCUGAAGCUGUUGCGGUUGAUCAACGAUACCACCGCUACGGCGCUGGGCUAUGGUAUUCCUAGGACCGACCUUCCGACUGCAGAAGAAAAGCCAAAACGUGUUGCUUUCGUCGAUAUUGGGCACAGCGACUACGCAUGCUCGAUAGUCGAGUUCAAAAAAGGCGAGCUGGCCGUCAAGUCUACGGCUUACGAUAGGCAUUUUGGUGGACGAGACUUCGACAAGGCUUUGGUACAGCACUUCGCUCGAGAAUGGAAGGAGAAAUACAAGAUCGAUAUCAAUACCAACCCGAAAGCUCUCGUUCGAGUCACCGCCGCCGCCGAAAAGAUGAAGAAGAUCCUCUCCGCCAACGCACAAGCUCCGAUCAGCAUUGAGUCCCUGAUGAACGACGUCGAUGUCAACGGGAUGAUGAAGCGUGAAGAGCUGGAAGAGCUCCUUCAACCAUUACUGGAGCGCGCAACAUUACCUCUGGAGCAAGCACUCGCCGAAGCUAAGAUGAAGGUGGAAGACAUUGACACGGUUGAGAUGGUUGGCGGAUGCACUCGUGUGCCAUCUCUGAAAGAACGGAUAAGCAAAUUCUUCGGCAAGGGACUUUCGUUCACCCUCAACCAAGAUGAAGCUGUUGCCCGUGGUUGCGCUUUCAGCUGUGCUAUCCUUUCCCCCGUCUUCCGCGUUCGCGACUUCUCGGUCCAUGAUAUCGUGAACUACCCUAUCGAAUUCAACUGGGAGCAAUCGCCUGACAUACCGGAUGAAGAUACAAGCUUGACCGUCUUCAACAAAGGCAACGUUAUGCCAUCGACCAAGAUCCUCACAUUCUACCGCAAGCAGCCAUUCGACCUGGAAGCCAAGUAUGCCAAGCCUGAGAUGCUCCCUGGCAAGAUGAAUCCUUGGAUCGGAAAAUUUUCGGUCAAGGGAGUGAAAGCCAGCGGUGAUGAUGACUUUAUGAUCUGCAAGCUCAAGGCACGUCUCAACCUACAUGGCGUUCUCAACGUUGAAUCGGGGUACUACGUAGAAGAUGUCGAGAUAGAAGAGCCCAUACCCGAAGAAAAGGAAGGGGAAAAGAAGGACGCGGACAAAAAGGAGGAGAAGAAAGACGGUGAUGCAAUGGACACGGACGCUCCCAACGGCACCGCGGAACCCAAGCCCAAAACACGGAAGAUCAAGAAGCAGGUCCGCAAGGGCGAACUGCCUCUAUCGUCGGGCACGUCAUCGCUCGAUCAACAAACCAAAGAUGCUGCCGCGGAGAAGGAAGGUGCUAUGUUUAUGGAAGACAAGCUUGUUGCCGAUACGGAAGACAAGAAGAACGAGCUGGAAUCUUACAUCUACGAGCUUCGAUCGAAGAUCGAUGAUCAAUACUCCGAACAUGCAAGCGAUGAGGAGAAGUCGAAAUUAAAAGAGAAGCUGGAGCAGAGCGAGGACUGGCUCUACGACGAGGGCGAAGACGCCACCCGCGGCGUCUACGUCGCCAAAAUGGACGAAAUCCGCUUCGUCGCCGGUCCCAUUUUUGGCCGCUACCAAGAUAAAAUUGAAGAGGAACGACAAGCUAUCCUGAAAAUCGAAGAAGAGAAGGCGGCGAAGAAGCGGGCGGAGAUUGAGGCGCGGAAGAAGGCGGAGGAGGAGGCGAAGAAGGCCAAGGAGGGUGGGAAGAAGGAGAAGGAGAAGGAUGGGGAGGGCGAUCAGGAGAUGAAGGAUGUGGGGGACGCGCCGGAGACGGUGAAGCCCGAGGGGGUCGAGGAGCCGGAUGCCGAGAUGAAGGGAUGA